Messenger RNA from Henningerozyma blattae CBS 6284, 876 nucleotides. It is a transcript of the gene MAK16, whose product is annotated as ribosome biosynthesis protein MAK16. The record is from RefSeq and is a predicted model, not a curated record. Gene Ontology annotation, cellular component: nucleolus; preribosome, large subunit precursor. Gene Ontology annotation, biological process: maturation of LSU-rRNA; maturation of 5.8S rRNA. Lineage: Eukaryota; Fungi; Ascomycota; Saccharomycetes; Saccharomycetales; Saccharomycetaceae. The transcript has a single exon. The coding region runs from base 1 to 876 and encodes 291 amino acids.
AUGUCUGACGAUUUAAUUUGGCAAGUUAUUAACCAGCAAUUUUGUUCAUAUAAGAUCAGAACUGAUAAAGGACAAACAUUUUGUAGAAAUGAAUACAAUGUUACUGGUCUAUGUACUAGGCAGUCCUGCCCAUUAGCCAAUUCCAAAUAUGCAACUGUUAAAAGUGUAAAUGGUAGACUAUACCUAUAUAUGAAAACCGCCGAAAGAGCGCAUACACCUGCAAAAUUAUGGGAAAGAAUAAAAUUGUCAAAAAAUUAUUCAAAGGCAUUAAAGCAGAUAGAUCAGCAUUUAUUAUACUGGAAUAAAUUUUUAAUUCAUAAAUGUAAGCAAAGAUUGACCAAAUUAACACAGAUUGCUAUUACUGAAAGGCGUUUGGCACUAAGAGAAGACGAAAGACAUUACGUUGGAAUUGCUCCAAAGGUUAAAAGAAGAGAGGAAAAUAGGGAAAGAAAAGCUUUGGCUGCAGCUAAAAUUGAAAAAGCUAUUGAAAAAGAAUUAUUAGAUAGAUUAAAAAGUGGUGCAUACGGUGAUAAACCAUUGAAUGUUGAUGAAAAGAUUUGGAAAAAGAUUAUGGGUAAAUUGGACAAUGAAGAAGAAGAAGUGGAAGAGGAAUGGGAAGAAGAGGAAGAAGAAGAAAGUGAUGAUGGUGAAGUUGAAUAUAUUGAAGAUGAUGAUGAUGGGGAGAUGGUUGACAUGGAAGAUUUGGAAAAAUGGCUUGCUAAUUCAGACGGUGAAGAUAAUAACUCAGAUUCAGACUCCGAAGACGAUUCUGAAAGUGAUUCUGAAUCUAAGGGUGCUCCAAAGAGGAAACGUCCAAGAGUUGAGAUUGAAUACGAAGAGGAACGUGAGGUUCAACAACAAGCAGAAGAAAAUUAG